This is a messenger RNA of Paramacrobiotus metropolitanus, 3491 nucleotides long. RefSeq names its product anaphase-promoting complex subunit 7-like. Gene Ontology annotation, molecular function: protein binding. The transcript has 5 exons. NCBI's taxonomy places the organism in Eukaryota, Metazoa, Tardigrada, Eutardigrada, Parachela, Macrobiotidae. The coding region runs from base 1425 to 3182 and encodes 585 amino acids. The record is from RefSeq and is a predicted model, not a curated record. Gene Ontology annotation, biological process: cell division.
UUAUAGGAGUUCUGCAGUAUAAUACAGUAGCGGAUCAUCGUAUUCUGACGCCGGUACUUCUUGCCGGAGUAAUGACACGGAAUGUCGAAAACAGUUGCAGACUUUCAUGUUGCAGUCACCAGCGAUUCGUAUCGCUUUCUUCUGGUAGCCCGGCAUACGUUCAAAUAACCCUAGCGCAUAAAGUUGGUAGUAACAUAGUAGUAAGUAACAUUUCUUAAAUUUACCAUUUGAGUCGGUGCAAAACUAGAAUGAUGCAUAUGAAGUACGUGCGCGGAUUCACCAGAAUAGCCUGGGGCCACGCAAUGAGAACGGCACUGUUAUCGAGUAUUAAAUGUUAAAUCAGAGAGAAAGAUAUCUUUCUCUCUGGUUAAAUCAUAUAGCACUGACUUACAAUUGUUAGAAAAAGUGAAUUACCAUCAGUACGGGUAGUGGAUGUCAUUCAAUGUAUCUAUACGGACCGAGAGCUAACAAUAACGGCUUCUAAUUUGAUAACAAUCAUGUUUUUAAUUCGAUUUUCUACUUUCCAUAAAUGUAAAAUCAAUAUGCAGCUGCAAUAAACUGAAUACUUUUAACUGCCGAAGUCAUUUGUCCAAGUUCCAAGAUUAAUGAAAUAUCAAGUUGUGCUUGUGCUGUAACAAAGGCCGGCUAGCUGGAACAAAAGGCCAAAACAAGCACCCGAAAGGAUGCUAUCAACUGAUAAGGUCAACUUUAUUGGUAGUUAAGGGUACAAAAUACAGUUAACUUCUUGAAGAAACAUCCUUUCAGCGUCGAUGAUUCGUUUUAUAUAUGCAUCCUGCUUAAGCAGUUCAUCCCGCAAUUCUUCGUAUUCUUUCCAUAAAUCACUGUCAACUUUGCUUUUGAACAUGUCUUCAAUGUUUUGCGGGGUGUCUUCCUCCUCAUUUCCACGGAUGCAUACCAGCUCCUGAAAGCAGCAGAUCUGAAUCUGAUUGCCGAAUUGAAAGCAGACCUGGGAUUUAUUCGCAGCCUGUAAGGAUGACUGGCACUGCCACUGGUCAGAACAUGUUACAGUAUAACGGCAUUCUGUACCCUACAGUUCUCACGCGAACAUGGCUCACUUCAUAUAGAAAUACUUGCAAUAAUCCGCAAGCGGCGGAAUGAUUCCGAAAUUCCUUUAAGCCAUUCGGGAACUGGAUUCAUCCGAGCCGUAAGGGUAGCCAGCUGCGCUUUAUCUACUGGGAAUGCAGUUAUCCUUCCAGUCCCAAAUAUUUCCGAAAUGCCUUUCAUGAUUGAUGAUAACCAUUCUUCACCGCUGGUAAUCACUUCGAGAACAUUCACUUGUGCAACAUCCACGUUGGGAUUAUUUGUACUGGUGCUGGCUUCCAUCGUUAGAGGAAUCUAUGAUUUAUUGGAAUUUUUAAUCUGAGAGGAAGCAAACUCAGCGAAGUUACCAAAACUUCACCGUGAUGACUACGACAGCAAAUAAUUGCGGGACAGUAACGCUGUACCAACAGUUUAAAACACUUCAUGAAGAAGAGCUAUUUGAUUCGCUGGUUGAUCUCGGAGAUUUCCUUCUAACGUCUGACUGCCGUCCUCGAAAUCCCCAAGCACAACGCGAUUUAUUUCGUGGUCCCCGUGAAGAAUUUCGCAGUAUCGUCUUGUAUGCUCAUGCGUUACUUCAGGAGCAUCGAUACCGUCAGGCUAUCGAUGUUUACGGGCGCGCUUGUGCCAUGUUGUAUCACACGCACCCGCCUCCGGGCUCGGCUGGAAAACUUGGCGGCCGAUCACUCAGCGGGCCAAGAGUGGAAACCCCCGCUGGCACUACGGGGUUUGAGCGGAUUUUUACUGAGGACGAUAUCAAGUAUCGCUUGGCUCAAGCGUACGUCUUUGUGGAUGAUCCUGAUGAGGCGCUUUCUGUGCUGGACACGAUCCCUCCCGCCAACCGUUCGGCCAAAGUCAAUGUUAUGAUGGUCAAGUUAAAUCCCGCCCGGCAGGCUUACGCUCUGGACAAAAUGAAGCAAGUCGUGCGGCAGGCUCCCAUGGCUUUGCGCGUGCUGAAGAUGUGGUUUGCCUGUAGUGGGAAGAUGGUAGAACUUAAUGCUAACUUGGGAAAGAACGUUGCAGAAGAGAAAGUCGCACAGCUUCUGAACAAAUUGGUGCACUGUCAUGCAUACAUUGCCACGGGGAAUUAUUACUAUGCCUAUCAGGCAGCGUGCGCUCUUUUGGAAGAGCCCAUUCUGUCCCAUAAUCCAAUUCUGAUGACUAUCCAGGCAAAAUGCCAGAAUUCGUUAGGCAAUCAGGAGCAAGCGGGAAAAAUUCUCAGCAGUAUUGACCACACACAUGCGAACUUUUUUCAGGAUAUGGACGAAUAUGCAGCCGUGUUGUAUGAUCAGAACGAUGUCUCUGGUUUGCAGAAGCUAUCAGAGCGAUUGGUUAAGUGUGCCAAUCUGUCUCCUGAAGCAUGGACGUGCAAAGGGUACACGGCUUUAGCACGGAAAGAUUUCGCCUCAGCGGUGCGGUAUGCAGAGCAUGCGACGAAUCUCGACGACACGCACUAUCGGGCUCACGUUCUGCGGGGCCUGGUGUACUAUAAGAAGGAGGACUUCUUUGCGGCUCAGCGAUCCUUUCAACGGGCUUUUGAUCUGUCGCCUACCUGUCUGGAUGCUCAUAAGUAUCGCAUAGAAAUUUACCAGAAAAAGUACGGUGAAAAGGAAUCGAUAACUGCUGCCGCCGAUAUGUACCGACUCUGCAAGAAAAAUCCGCGAUGUGUGCAGAUUUAUGCAGAAUGCUACAUAAAUUUUGGAUAUCGCCUGCGCGAAGUCGCUACAACAUUAGAGAAGCAUUUAAAAUCUUACCCCCGUGAUCGGAAGUCGGCACUGUUAUUGGCCAGUGCAUACGAAAAAUUAAAAGUACCAGAUCGUUCAGUGGAAGUGUUGAAAAAACAGAUGAUGUAUGGCAGCAGUAAAGAGAUCCAUCAGUUUUUGGCCCGCUUAUAUAACAGCCUGAAUAAUGACGAGAAGGAGCAGGAGCAUACGAAUUUGGCGGAUACGUUCCCGGUGGCCGGGCUGGAUCCGCGGGCGGACAGUCCGAUGCCGGGGCCGUCCAAUGGCUUCCGUAGCAGCUCGCCAGGAUCACCGCGACUGCCUUCGCCUAAUGAGGAUGAUGGUCCAAACGAAGAUUCCGAAGCGGAAGAGGAAGACGACGAAGAAUCUUUUAUGGAAUAGUUAAGGAAGUUCAUUUUGCGAAUAAAUGGAAUUUGUUGGGUUGCGAGCGUUUUUUAUUUGAUUAUUCGUUCACAGUCACCUUUAUUUAAACAAAAGUUUACACUACGGAUAUUGUACCGUAAAUGACUAAAAGUUAAGAAAUAGUGGGAAAAAUUUUUUCGGAUGUGGAUUUGCAGUCUUAGAGAAAAACAAGAAGCCAGUUAAUGAUAAAAAGAAAAAAAAAACAGUUAAAACAAAAAAGGAACAAAAAUCUAAAGAAAAACAAGAAAAGCCGGCUAUUUGUACUGGUAAUAAUUGGUAAUAAAGGGG